Messenger RNA from Apodemus sylvaticus (European woodmouse), 615 nucleotides. It is a transcript of the gene Setd9, whose product is annotated as SET domain containing 9. The coding region runs from base 1 to 615 and encodes 204 amino acids. The transcript has 3 exons. The record is from RefSeq and is a predicted model, not a curated record. NCBI's taxonomy places the organism in Eukaryota, Metazoa, Chordata, Mammalia, Rodentia, Muridae.
AUGGAAACUUUUCAGAUUCUUCAACACAUUACAGAGGACUCCAAAGAUAAAAUGAUCGCAGGUGAAGUUGUGCUGGGAACAUUACCAAAGGUUUCUCAGACUCUAUUUUUAAAUGACCAUAAUAAGCAAUUGAAUCUCUUGUUCUUCAAGAACUCAUUGAGUCAAAAUAUCAAUCUUCCGGGAGUUCAGCAUCAAAAGGUGAAACUACUUGAAAAUGGCUAUCAACAACAAAACCGGGAAAACAUUCUUUGUAUGAUCUUGGGUUUAGGUGUCUGCAGGAAGAUGUGUCUUGUCACUGGAGGACUGGUACCAAAGGAACAGAAUCUGUGCAUGCUCGUAAAAGCUCAUUUGCUAUCUGUGCCUUUGCCUUGCUGUGUAAUGGGUACAGCAUAUCACAAGUAUGACCCAAUCUUUUUUCACUCCAUUGGAAACUCAUCUUGUUUUAGAUGCCUGGAUAGGAUACUCAUUGAUGGAAAUGACAAAGGAAUAUCAAAAAUGUGUUACUCUUCUUGCAAUGGGAGAGAUCAAUCUGGCCCUUUAAGAAUGGAUGACAGUACAUGGUUAAUGUCAGAGAUGCACAAUCCACUGGUUAUAGGACAGUAUGUUGACAACUAA